AUGCCUCAGGUUCAAGACGCGGCUUGUCCCCUUCAAGAAGGUGCCUCUUCUAAGUUUGCAGUGAUUCAAGAUAUGGAGGGUGAACACAACUGGAAUGGUGAGAAUACAGAGGAGUCCCUGAGUCACCAGGAUGGAUCAGAAACAAGGAAGACCCUCAGAAAACAUCUGGGCAAUUGGUUCAGAUCCCGCCGAGGGCUGACUGUGCUCCUGGUGCUGUCUGUGCUCCUGAUCCUGGCUUUGGUGAUGGCCGUGGCUGUGCUGGCAGAAAGACUUAGAGAGAUUCCAGUCACACCCGGGGCUCCAGAGUUUCUGGCUUGUCCCGAGGCCUGGGUCGGGUACAACAGGGUCUGUUACUACCUCUCGAGGGAUGAGGGGAACUGGGAGCAGGCUCGGGAUCGGUGCUCCAAGCUCGGGGCCUCCCUGGCCGUGCUCAGCGACAAGGAGAUGGGCUUCCUCUUCCGCCUCAAUGGCAACCUGGAUUACUGGCUCGGGCUCCAGAGACGGGGCGAGCGGCUGCAGUGGGUGGACGGCAGCAGCUACAACUCCUCGGUCCCCAUCCUCGGUGACUCAGAGUGUGUGUACCUGGGCCACCGGCGCUUCAGGAGCGGGCUCUGCUCGGCUCAGCGGCCUUACCUCUGCAACAGACCCCAGGAUCACCUGGAAUAAACGGUGGGAAGGGGACCUUCUCCAUCCUGAAGACUCAACAGCUUUGCAUCUUCUCUCAGCACACCUCAGCUCUCCACCUGCCUUGCAGUUAUUUAUCAGCAUCACCUCAGAGUUUGGUGCCACGGAUACCUCAGUGCAACCCCUCAGGGUCACCUCAGUGCCUGGGCUGAAGGAGAUGAGCCUGCAGGGAGGGGAGAUGAUGUGGAAGCUGCUGUGUGGCUGCCUGGACUGGGGACUCUGGGUUUCUUUGUCCUUCUAGAACCAUCCCGGAACUCAUCCUGCUUCUCUAACAGUCCACAGUUGUACCCUAACCCUAACAUUUCAGCCUCACCCCCUAAAAACCUCAAUCAGAGGCUUUUUGAGUUAAUUUAAUAAAUUAAUUUGAUUAAUUUAAUAA
Pseudopipra pipra is the source of this 1063-nucleotide messenger RNA. Its product is annotated as C-type lectin domain family 2 member D-like. The transcript has 5 exons. Lineage: Eukaryota; Metazoa; Chordata; Aves; Passeriformes; Pipridae. The coding region runs from base 1 to 666 and encodes 221 amino acids. The record is from RefSeq and is a predicted model, not a curated record.